CCACUGCACUGUUGCUACUCAGUUGUUGUAGUAACCAGGAAGAUUAACGGCGCUGUGAUGCUUCCGCCAGCUAGUUAGCUGUUAGCGUUUCUGCACCAGAAGGUACGGCAUAUGGUAUAACCGCCAGUCCGUGCCAACGUCUUGUGUAUGUGCAGUAAGAAGGUUUCAUCGCCGCCACAGUAGAGCAGCUUUCGUUAUUACCUGGAGGAUUUCACCGGGUAGUCAGCCUGACUUUGAUGGGAAAAUGCCAGCCGUGGUUCGGGAGAAAGAGGACUCAGAAUCUUCUUCUGAGGACGAACAUGGAGAACAUCCUUGCAUCGCAUGGAGUGGCAUUAGCAGGACAAUCCCAGUUAUUGUUUUUCUACCCGAGGCUGUUGUUUCAAAAAACAGGCGUAUCUGCUCUGUUGGAGAGAGAUAUAAUAUGUCCUUCAAGAUUGUUCGCACAGAUAGCCGCCUAGUACGACGGAUACUCAUGAAUCAUGGGUUUCAUGAGGUUCACCCAAACAGUAACAACUUCAACCUGAUGUGGACUGGAUCUCACCUCAAGCCUUACCUACUACACAGCCUUCAAGAGUUCCAGAAGGUCAACCACUUUCCCAGGUCAUAUGAAUUAACUCGCAAAGACCAUCUCUAUAAAAACAUCCAGCGGAUGCAGCAGACUUAUGGCUUCAAAAACUUCCAUAUAAUUCCUCAGACCUUUGUGCUUCCCUCUGAGAGCGAGGAGUUCCGCAGUUGUUUUGCUAAGGACAAGGGACCAUGGAUAAUUAAACCAGUUGCAUCUUCAAGAGGACGGGGAAUCUAUUUGGUCAGCAAUCCAAAUCAGAUUUUAAUGGAUGAAAACGUCUUGGUGUCACGCUACAUAAAUAACCCCCUAUUAAUCGAUGAGUUCAAGUUUGACGUUCGUUUAUAUGUAGUGGUGACAUCUUUCAACCCGCUGCUCAUCUAUGUCUAUGAAGAGGGUCUCGCUAGAUUUGCUACAGUUAAGUACGAUCAGACUACAACACACAUCAAGAACAAUUUCAUGCAUCUCACCAACUACAGUUUGAACAAAAAGAGCAGUGAUUAUGUCAGCUGCGAUGACCCUGAAGUUGAGGAUUAUGGGAACAAAUGGAGUAUGAGUGCAGUGUUGAGGUAUUUGAAGGAGGAGGGAAAGGACACCACAUUGUUGAUGAGGCAAGUGGAGGACCUCAUCAUCAAAGCCGUGCUUAGCGCCGAGCUGCAGAUAGCCACUGCCUGCAAGAUGUUUGUUCCUCAUAAAGCAAACUGCUUCGAACUGUACGGGUUUGAUGUCCUAAUUGACUCCAACCUUAAGCCCUGGUUGUUAGAGGUGAACCUUUCACCCUCUCUGUCCUGCGAUGCACCCUUGGAUCUGAAGAUAAAGGCUAGCAUGAUUGCAGACAUGCUUUCACUUGUGGGCCUUGUGGGUCAAGACCCUCUGUUGAAACAGCCUCGUUCAGAUCGAUUCACGAUCGACAAGAAGGGGGGACCAAGGCUGCAGCACAGGACUGUAUCAGCCGUUAGUUCGGAAACAAAUGGCGACAAGCAAAAAACUAAAAGUCUAGAAGAGAGCACUCUGAACCUGACUACUGAGGAGAUCAAAGUGCUGAGGAGGAUAAGGGAGGAGUAUGAGAGAAGAGGGGGUUUCAUAAGAAUCUUCCCCACCCAGGAUACAUGGGAGCUUUAUGGAGCAUAUCUGGAGUCCAAGCCGUCACUGAACUCCUUGCUGGCAAAGCGACUUUUCCAUGGAAGACCCAUGAACAGGAACACUCACCUGAUGGCGGACACAAUUCGUGGCCGUCACGUUGUUCAGUAUGAGAGGAAGCUGCUGUCUCUGGAAGCACAAAAAAGGAAAGAGCGCCACCUGAGUCAUCACACUGCUACGAGGAGAAAAAAACGGAGGAAGGAAUCCAAGGCCUUCCUGGCUGAAAACAGAAGCCCGGAGACCGAAGAGUGUUCUCAGGAGGAAAUCGAGGAGGUGAAACAACCUCUUGAGCCACUCCCGCUCAAGGUUUUGGUAAUGGAGCAAAGUAAACAAGCGGCCACACCACUGGAGCAAAGCCACAACAAACCUGAGUCCAGCUCAGACGCAGCCGUGCAAAAUGCCAGGCCCGCAGUCAACCUCCUGAACGUCCUUCAGCAGGGGCGGGACCUCAGCAAAGUGCAGGCUCGGAUGGCCUUUUCCUCUUACCUUCAGCGAGUCCAGUGCAGGCUUUUAGUUGAGAGCAAAACCAACUCUAUCCCAACCUGGCCAGACGACGACAACGACCAGAUGGAGCUUGUGAUACGAUUCUUGAAAAGAGCUGCCAUUAACCUUCAACAAGACAUAAACAUUGUGUUGCCCAAUCACCAGUUACCACUCCAAGAUCGCAGACGCAUCCUGUCCUUCCAGUUAGGAGAGUUCAUCCACUGUUACAAUAAGGAAACUGAGUUGAUGUCAAAGCAGGAAAGUGGCGAAGAGGAGCAUUGUGUUAACGAGAGUGUAUUUCAAGAGUACAUUACAGAAGCAAGUGAGAACGAUCUGGAGGAAGUGCUGACAUAUUAUACACAUAGAAAUAAAUCAGCCAACGUCUUCUUAGGAAAUAAAGUUAGAAGUGUCAAGGCUCAGGAUUCAGGCAGCAGGGCAAAUUCUAAAACUUUGCCUGUGACCAAAGAAGACUCCAGAGCUUCAGAGUCCUCACUCUCUGCAGGGAAAGUCUGCAGUGACCCAAACGUCAAAUACUCUGAGACUCAAUUGCUUGUGCUGCAUUCAGACCAACAGGCUGAGGUUACAGCCAGUAAAACUCAACCAGAUGUCCGGUCGUCUCAGCACUGCUCCGGUUUUUCUCCGAGUUCAGACUGUGCAAACAUUCAUCCGCAGCACUGCUCUCCUACUACAAAAUCCAUUCCUCUUCACUGCCCCCCACCGCCUCCACCUCCGCAGCCACCGUCUUACGCACAGUCCUUGGCCAAGUCUAACUUUUGCCAUUCGGAAACUCUUUCCGAUCCUCCCGCAUACACCUCUGCCCCCGUCAUCACGCAGCCUCCAAAAGUGAAUCGGACACCCGCAUCUACCGCCUCUAAUGGAGCUUCUGCUGUGCCACCAAGCCAGGCUUUGAGGAAGAUUCAGUCUGUUACUACACCCACAACCAACUCCAAAACUACAUUUGCAGUACUGAGUGCCAUGCCCAUCUACAGCCAGACGUUCUCCAGACCUACCUCAGCACACCAAGGGAUGUACAGGAGCCGUUCCAAGCCCAAGUCUAACUCAGAGGGGACUUUGAGGGACUUGCAAUCUUUGUCUGCCCAAGCCCAGUCAAAUCAGCAAGCAUUCAUCUCAGCCCUGCAGAAACUGGCUGACAAGCAGGUUGCUCGCCACUAUGCCAGCUCCAGUCACAUCAACCUGCUGACACACCAUCUGACCAACCUGAACCUGGCCAACAAGGUGGUGGGCCGAGAGAGUCACACACUGACCCCUAAAGCUGCUGCAAUCCACAAGCCUGUGAGAACUGCUCAAGCUGGAAAAGACUAUCUAGCCAGUACAGGGCCACCGCAGACGCAGGCUGCCCCCAAUGUGGUGAUGGGCUUGAACUCCACGCAGAGCAGUCAGUCAACCAAAGGAAGCUACCAGCUGCAGUUUGCUAUCCAGCAGCUGCAACAACAGAGAUUAAAGACCCAUCAGUUUUUAGACAGGGACCAUCCCAGACACCAGAUCCAGUUUCAUGACCAGACAAGCAGUCCACACCCGCAGGUAUCCACAAAACCCUCCAGCUGCCCACCGUCCAGCUUACAUGUUCGGUCCAGCCCCAACCACAGCCAGACCAAUGUUAGCCCGGCUUUUGCUCCAAAGCCACCCAGCAGUGCGCUGGAAGGACAGGGCAGGAAAACAGCAACAAAGCGCCUAAUAAAGCAGAUGUCCUCAGAGAGUUCAGCCAGUGGUUCCAUGUCAAGCAGCCAGCAGGUGGUCUACGAGGCCAUUUGCGGUAAAACAGGCUUUCCUGCGUACGGCAGGCUGUUCCAGGUCCAGGAGCCCUCCCACAGAUGACACGAAGAGGAUCUAGGGCGCGUCCUUCCAUUCUGCAGGCCUGACAGGUGUCUGUGCAUGUAACCGCAUCUCACACGGUGAUAUUCUGGGAGAGGACAACAGAUUAAAGUAUGCCUAACAUUGAGUAGUAUGCUAUUAAUUCAUCUAGCGUGCUGCCACAGACAUGCGAGGCCAAGAACGCCAAGCUUUGACGCAGGUUGGGAUUUAGUUGCACAGCUCCAGGCCCGCCACCCACCCCAAACCUUCAUCGCCCUUGGCUACUGCCAGUCUGCAUCCGAGCAGCUGCCCGCUCUCAUUCCCUCCAUGCCACCAAAGCCACAGGAAGGUUUCACUGACAGAUAGCCUUCAGCAUAUGGGUCCACAAAACCUGUUGGGGUGUGCACCUCUGGCUGUGUAACCACAUCUCUUCAACCAAGCGACAAGAAAAAAAAAAAAAAUACAGCCAGACAAGCAUAAUGAGAGAGUUUUGGUGAUUUUUGUUUGACAAGCGUUGUUAGCACUGAAUAAGUAGCUUCUUGUGUUACUGCAGCACAUGGUGAGCAUGAAAGUACCUUUCAUGUGUGGCUUCUAACUAUUCUGAAAGCCAUACAGCUGCCAAAUCUCUGCCCAUUGCCUGAGGACGAGUAAAAGUAUAGCUUCCUGCAGCUUGUAAGCUGAAACAUUCAGAUAGCUUAAACUGAUAUACGAAGGGGUGUUGCCUUGUCUCCUGUGUUUGAAGAGUUCACAAAUUUAACCUGUAACUUUUGUUGUGAAAUGUAAAGAUGUUGAUAUUCUUCACAUGGAUGGAUUAAAUUAAAUGUGGAAAUUAUUGUCAUUAUGCACAUAAUUUAUUUUGUAAAAAAAACAAAACUUGAAAAAUCUAAUUUUUGGCAAAUUUCUGUUCUAAAACCAACAAUAAAUUGCAAAUAGGGUUAUUUAUGGAUUAGCAGUAUCAUUUCCCAGUCCUAAUAGUUCUUCAGGGGUUUUUUUAUUUAGAUUUUUAUUCUUCAGAUGUUGGCUGCUUUUUACUCAUAUGCACUCAGUAGCUGACCUUUUCAAACAAAUAUUUCUGCUGUUCUUUCUUAUGACUCAUUCAGCCAUAAAUUCACCGUUAAACUGAAAGGACAAAGCAGUGUUGUGUCUUCAUAACAUACAAAUUGGUAAAGAGCCAAUUUUGACUUAGUUCUGCAAAGACUUAUUCACUAAUUCUUGGCUCACAGUGGAUAAUCCAUCUCUCAGGACUUUUGUCAGGUUUUUACUGGAUCUUUUUCUCCUGUUUCUUUAGAUUUCAAAAAGUAAUUUAGGCCUUACAAAACAUUUAUCCACUUGUCUCUAUUUUUAAGGAAACACUGCCACAUUAACCAUCAUUAUCAAAUACAGAAAACGUCUAAAGUCCAAAGAAAAAUCUUCAGAAAGCCCCAAAAAUAUUGAUCACAACCUCUUUGGAAAGUCACGUAUAAAUAAACACUGCAGUGUAUGUUAAUUUAAUGCAGAACAUGCAGAUCUAAAGUGUUUUGCGAAGUAUUAAUAUCCCUUUAACUUUCUCUCUCACCUUUUUGUCACGAGUAGAUAAAAGCGAUGCAUGGUUCGUGAUCUGUUCAUUUCUAUUCUGUCCCUUUACUCUGAUUCUCCUAAAUAAAAAUCCAGUGCAACCAACUAACUGCCUUCAGAAGCCUUCUAAUAAGUAAACAGAGUCCACUUCCAUGUGAUCUCUGUGUAAAUCCAAGCGGUUUGUUAGGACUUCAGAGAUUUAUUAGACUUUAUUAGUGAGCAAACAGAGUUGAUGUGGAGAUGAAUGAAUGCUGGCCAAUCGUGGAAUAAGAAACGACUUUGGACUGGCCUGAAGAUUCAGCGUCCAGCAGGACAACAAAACCCAACAUGCAGCCAGAGCAAUAGGGAACUGGUUGUAGAUAAAACAAUAUUCAUGUGUUUAAAAUGAUGCAAAGUCAAGAUGUUAAUCAGACUGUGAAUCUGUUCUUCACAGACACUGUGCAAUCUCACUGAGCUACUUUGCGCGAAGGAAUGGGAAUAAAAAAAAAAAAAACACUACAGUCUCUCCAGCAUAGAUGUGGUUUUCCAAAUGUGAACCAUGCAUCCCUCUCCUUCCAUUUCACAAUUAUGCACUUCUUUGUGUUGGUCUAUCACAUAAAAUCCUAAUAAAAACAUUUAAAUUGUGAUUGUAGCGUGACCAAAUGAGAGAGAAUCCAAGGGGUAUUUUACAAAGUACUUAUUGUAAUUAUUGUACUUGGGAGCACAUGGAGAGCUCAAUCGAAGUUUUAUUGUGGAGUAAAAGUCACUUUCUGUUUGACGACUGAAAUACUUGAAUUUUGUGCAAUGUUUUCUCUAACGGUUAUUUUUGCACAUUUUGUAGUUUUCAAAGCAGCGCAGUAAUGUAAUGGAUUGUUUUUGUAAGAUGUGAUGAACGUCGUGUUGUGUAUUAAUUACCCUUGAAGCCAGCGCUGGCAUGUUACAAGACUCGAUGUUGUUCUGUGAUGUGUUUUCCAUAAGCAGACCGUAGCAUAAACACUGGAUUAAAUAUCAAUAAAUAAACUGUUUGUGUAUUUGUCCAAAAAAUGA
This is a messenger RNA of Poecilia latipinna (sailfin molly), 6577 nucleotides long. RefSeq names its product tubulin tyrosine ligase-like family, member 5 (gene ttll5). Lineage: Eukaryota; Metazoa; Chordata; Actinopteri; Cyprinodontiformes; Poeciliidae. Gene Ontology annotation, cellular component: ciliary basal body. Bases 245 to 4021 code for a protein of 1258 amino acids. The transcript is spliced from 32 exons. The record is from RefSeq and is a predicted model, not a curated record. Gene Ontology annotation, biological process: microtubule cytoskeleton organization; protein polyglutamylation. Gene Ontology annotation, molecular function: metal ion binding; tubulin-glutamic acid ligase activity; tubulin binding.